AUGCUUACUGAAGGUGAAGCCGAGUACACAAUGAUUCCACCCUCUCCAAUGUUCUCUCGAGCCACUUCACAGCAGGCCAUCGAGGAAGAACGCGUGGAGAGACUGGAAGCCGACAGGGUGAAUCAGAAGCCAAUUAUGCGAAAGCAAAAGUCAAACGGUGCCUACAACUACGGCGGUGCUAGAUACUCUGAUAAGCAUUCAGUUGUCUCUGGUAAAUACUUCUCUUUUUACCUUUUUUGCCUGGAAUUAAUUUUUCCUCUGGUGAAACAACAACAAAAAACUCCAUGA
Messenger RNA from Rodentolepis nana, 288 nucleotides. The record is from the annotation of a GenBank genome assembly. Lineage: Eukaryota; Metazoa; Platyhelminthes; Cestoda; Cyclophyllidea; Hymenolepididae.